This is a messenger RNA of Sabethes cyaneus, 2423 nucleotides long. RefSeq names its product DDB1- and CUL4-associated factor 11. Gene Ontology annotation, molecular function: protein binding. Gene Ontology annotation, biological process: proteasome-mediated ubiquitin-dependent protein catabolic process. The transcript has 9 exons. Gene Ontology annotation, cellular component: Cul4-RING E3 ubiquitin ligase complex. Bases 295 to 1923 code for a protein of 542 amino acids. NCBI's taxonomy places the organism in Eukaryota, Metazoa, Arthropoda, Insecta, Diptera, Culicidae. The record is from RefSeq and is a predicted model, not a curated record.
AGGAAGAAAAGGUCGAAUUGAAUAAAAAAGAAACCUACUGGGCAGCUGUAAGCUGUUACUGAUACACAUACUUUAUAUUUUCACCUGAAUGUUAUUUUACCAACAAAUAAUUUCUAAAAUGCUAAAAUAGAGAAGUUGUAUAAGUAUCCUCAGCCUGGUAGAAUGUUUUCCUGUUUUUCGUUCCUUAAAAGGGGAAUUGUUGGAGUAGCAUAAGUGAACAACCUGAUAAUUUAGCUGAUUUGUUUACAUUUAAUUUCAAAUUUUCCCGACCAUCGAGGCUGCUCCGGUCGUUUUAUGGGAAACAUCGUUCUACGGAGUCGUGCGCUGUCGAAUAUGAGUGACGUUGAGUUCGAGGAAGAUGUUGAUAUCGAGGAUGAUCUUUAUGAAAACGCGGAUGAAGCACUAAGCGAGCACCAUCUUGUGUCUAUUCUUCGGCAGCUGAUUAGUAGUGGUGAAAUUCAGAUCCUCAAUCAAGAUCACUACUAUUCGACGUCCCUGCCUGUUAUCAAAAGACGACCCAAUCUGGAACUACUUAAGAAAAGCGCCAUCUAUCAAAGUAUUAAGCAAGCCUCUGGUUAUGGAGCGGAUGCAAGCAGCCCAACAGAGAAGUUUUCGUUGAUGGAAAUGCUGGCAAAGCGCCAGAGUGGAUUUGGAACCAAGGGUGGCCCAUUCGCGUCGAGUGAUAAAUGCAAGAUAAAUAACCUGUACGUACCUAACCGUACUAAGCGAACGAUCUACGACUGCAACUCGAAGGUUUUCUGUGGGAGAUUUUCGCGUGAUGGUUCUCAAUUCAUCAGCGCCAGUCAGGAUUCCCAGAUUCGAGUGUUUGAUGCUACCAGCAGUCAAUAUCCGCUGAAAAGACAAAUCGAAGCGAAAAAUGUAUCGUGGUCAAUCUUGGAUAUUGAUUUUAGCCCGAAUGGAGAAUACUUUGUGUAUACGACUUGGGCAGAUGCAUUAUUCGUAUCACGGAUGCAUGAGAUGGCAACUGAUGACAUUCAUAGUUUGUUUCUUCAUUCGGAUAGCCAAAAGUUUGGUGUAUUCACUGUUGCUUAUUCCAAUUGUGGCAAACAAAUUCUAGCCGGCGCGAAUGAUGGUUGUUUAUACGCGUAUGAUCUAAUUGGGAACCGUCGUGUGUUAAAAGUGCCAGUUGCUGAAGACAAACAUGACGUCAAUGCGGUCGGGUUUGUAGAUGAAACGUCCAACAUUUUCUUCAGUGGAACCGAUAACGGGAUUAUCAAGGUGUGGGACCGUCGAUGCCUUAAUGAGGAUAACCCAGAACCCGCCGGUGUACUCGUUGGGCACUUCGAUGGCGUUACCUAUAUAGAUUCACGUAACGAUGGAAGGUACAUUAUUUCCAAUGCCAAAGACCAGAGUAUCAAACUGUGGGACUUGCGUGUGUUUUCGCCACCUGAAGCAGAAUCUAAAGCAAGGGAUUUCUUAAGUUAUGGAAAUUGGGAUUACCGGUGGGAUGAGGUACCGAAACGAUUUUAUAAUCCAGCCAAACCACUGGAAGGUGAUACCAGCGUUAUGACUUAUAGAGGACAUCGCGUGCAGAAGAGUUUGAUCAGAGCGAAAUUUUCACCAGCAGCCACGACUGGUCAACGUUUCAUCUAUACUGGUUGUGGAACAGGACGACUGAUCAUCUACGAUGCCCUAACAGGAAAAAUUGUGCAAGCAAUCGAGAGCCACAAGGAUGCCGUUCGGGAUGUCGCUUGGCAUCCUCAUCGAUCUGAAGUGCUUACUUGUUCGUGGGAUUACCAUGUGAACCUGCAGAUCUACCAAUGUGCUGAUAAUGUGGAAAAGAAGCCUUUUUCCAAAACACGUCGACUCGACUCUGAUGACGAUAGUGAAAACGAGAGUCCUCCUCUUCGACGAUCGCGUAGAAUAGCUGAACUGCGACGAGCCCAGGCCAAUUUCGAUUAAAAAGCAUCAGUGUACUGUCCAUAAUUGCGUAUCUGCUCCUAAAAGACAGACUCGGAAGCAACAACAAGGGAAUGCAACGGUAAAAGUGGACGGUAUACACAAUCAAAAUUAUUCAGUUAAACUCACUGGUAGUAAUAGCAACUAGUGUGGGUUUAUAUUAAAUACCGUUCUGCAGCAGCAUUUUAUUUUCUAGAGAGUGCAAAUACUUUGCACCUGUAAAAUGCGAACGGCUAUGUUUUUUCCUACUUUUCAGACUUAUUGGGCAAUAGUUCGUUUUGCCGGUGAUACCGUAGUCUUGUUCAAGAGAUUCUUAAAUUUUCAAAAAACUGUCUAUUGGUUUACAUGCAUGAUAGAAAGAGAAAUGUAAAAUAUAUAACCGGGGUUUGAUUUAUUUACAGUAAGUCUUUUUUUUUGGAAAUACAACAGGUUCAGAUAAAAACCCAUAUUUAAACUGGAUUAAAUUAUGCUAAGUAAGAACUACAACGCGUUAAACGGUAAGU